Messenger RNA from Arabidopsis arenosa, 2496 nucleotides. Lineage: Eukaryota; Viridiplantae; Streptophyta; Magnoliopsida; Brassicales; Brassicaceae. The record is from the annotation of a GenBank genome assembly.
AGAAAGUCAACUCCUUAUCUUCUUCUCUCCACUACCACUCGAGAAUAUUCACCCUUAUCAUUUCACUCGUUUCUCUCCUCCAUUAAACCCGAGCACCCUUUUCUUAUCCCUUUCAUUACACUAUCAUUUGAUUUCUCACUCAUUCUCACCACAAAAACGCUCUAAUCUCUCUCAAAUAUCUAGCACUCGAGUGAUUCAUCGGUUUUGACUAUGAAUAUCCACAGAAUUGCUACAAAAGCCAGGAGAAAGGCUUUGUUUCCAGAACCAAAACUACAACGCAUUCCCUCCUCAACCAUAGCCCGAAAACUCUCUCAGUCCAGUAAUAUGCUUGAUGCAAGAAGAAGAAAAGAGGGUUAUGAAGGUUUUGAGAUCAUCCCUAGUGAGUCAAGUGAGGAGACAGAGGAGAUAGAGGAACGAGAUGAGUAUGCGCUUGAGAUAAGCCAUUCAAGCCAAGAAACAGAGGAGAUUGAGCCUCUUGAGCAGUUCACUCGACCACCUAGGUCGAGUAGCCGGUUUGUGGUUACAGAAGAGGAAGCAAUGCUCGAGGAAGAAGCUGCAACAGAAACCCGAGCACCAGUAAGCGCAGUCAGGGCUAGUAGGCCAAAGAGAGGUAGUUCAAGUCAGUCUUCCAGAGACCGAGCAGAGAUUUCUCGCGGGAAGCGGCCUGUAAUGGAGCCGAUGCAGUUGGUUGAUGAAGAUAUCGAGUAUGAGCGUGAGAUAGCUCCAGCUGCAAGGGUUACUAGACCAGUGAAGAAGGGGAAGAAAGCGAAGGAUACUGAAUCAGUCCUUACCCGCCAUGAUUACCACGCUAUGUUCUCGCAGCAUGAGUUUCUAGGGACGAGAUAUCCUCACCGGGAGACAAUGGUAGAACUCGGGAUUUCUGAUGAUGUCGAGUAUCUCUUCCGCCAAUGUCACCUCCAUACACACAUGUUCAGACCUAUGGAGGGUUUCCGAGAAGAGACAAUUCAGUUUCUGUCGUCACUUGGUGUGGUCAUAUAUGAGGACCAGUCUGUGAUUGAGUCCAAGAAGAGUGUUGGUUAUUUGAUCUUCAAUGUCUACGAGAGGGAGUACACUCUCACCAUCGAGCAGUUAGAGGUGUUGUUCGGGUUUCCUAGUGGUCCAGGAACGAUUCCAUGGUUUGAGAGAGAGGAGUUGCUAUCAUUCUGGAAGACUAUUGGUGAUGAGAAGAAAGAGUUUUCAUCCUCCAGGAGCAAAGGUAGUGAGAUAAGAAGUCCAGUGCUCAGGUACUUUCACAAAGCAUUAGCUAGUGCCUUCUUUGCGAGGGAAACCACUGGAACUUUAGUGAAUGGCGAGCUGGAGAUCAUGGAUAUAGCACUGAGGGAUUUGAUGUAUAGCACAUGUGAUGGGAUAGUCAUGAGAGGAGAUCAGUCAGGAACAUCAAUCUCAUUCUAUCUGUUGGAGCAGCUGCUGAGUUACAGAGGAUGGGUUGAGCGGUUGAACAAGCUGGAGACAAAAGGAGUGAUGGCUAUGGGAGGUUUAGUAACUCCAAUCCUGGUAGCAUGCGAUGUCCCAAUGCGCUCCCCAGCUACUCCGCAUAGAUGGAUUGACAUCAAGAGUCUAAUCGCGUCAAAGACUUUGGCCUCCAAGAGGACGAAUGGGUUGUAUAGGUACAAGUUUACUCACCCUCAAGCUGGGAAAUCCAUCUUUCUACUCCCUUGCCCAUCUCUCACUUCUGUUGGCAACUUCGCGGAGUUCAUUCCACCUUUGGAAUCUUUGUAUACUUCUGAGAAUGAGGCUGUACCUAUGGAGGGUGUAGAAGGAGAAGAAGCAGUAGCAGGGUCAGAUGAGGCACAACCAAUGGAUGAAUCAGGUGCAUAUGCGCCAGAGAGGUUCCACUUUCAGGACUACUCCGCGCCUAAGCAGAACAAGAGCCAGCAGGUAGCUCACAAGCAUAUCAGUCUCCUUCAGAAAUGGAACAAGAUGCAAGACAAGGUUAUAUCAACGCUCGCCAAGCAGUUCCAUGGUCUACAGAGUAGGUUUAGUUGUUCUACAUCCAGCACCGCCAUUCCUAGAGACAUCUCACCUAGAGAAGCACCACUCCGGAGAAGUACUUCUACACGUCCAACUCCACUCCACAGAAGCGGUUCUAAACGCCCUACACCUGUGACUGACACUCCCUCUGCACCUGCAAGACACUCGGUCUAUGAAACACGGGAACACCAAGCGCAGCCUUCUCCACCAAGACAGUCUUCUUAUGAGUCGCGGGAAAGAAAGAAGAAGCGCAAAAUCAAGCAGCGGUCUGCUGUCACUCGAGGAGAGCACUCGAACAUACCACUCGAGCAGCAACCCGAGCAGACAUUCGAGCACCAUCCUGUGCAGCAGCCAGAGCACAUUCCUGAGCAACAACCCGAGCCCACUGUUCCGAGCUCAUCCCAGCCAGUACCUUGGAGCUACACAAGUGAGAGCAUGGAUGACUACGUCUCCGCUUUCUUCACUUAGACCAGGAUUGCUAGAUAACAAAACACUAUUCUGCUU